GUUCGUCCCUACGGUCUACGAAGUUCCCCGAAUCUCCCCACAUCGCUACAAAUAUGAAUGACGUAUGAGGAAAUGGUUGUUCUACAAUGUUUCUAACCAAUAAAGGAGUAGAACCGUUGGGUUCAAAGUAACAUCAUAUCUUUAAAAUCAGUCAGUCGCGGACACGUCUUCGGGCUGGUUGUGUCUGCUUGUUGAUCGACGUGUAUUUACUUUUUGGGCGGAAAUAUCCAAGAAUGAGCUCUAAAAGCCUCGAAGUGACUUCCUCGGCACACGGGGCAGAGCGGGACAGGCUGGGGAUAAUCGCAGCGCUGAUGGUAGCCGUAGUGGCGGUGCUUGUGAGUUUCGUCACCAUGUUUGUACUGGUGAGGCUGGGGGCUGAACUGACAGAAAUGAAGUCUCAACUGAAGGAUAUCAAAGCGCAGAUGCAGGAGAUGCGACAGUGGGAAGAACACCUGGAUACGCAGGUGAGUCCUCAGGGCCCCGGCAACCUUGAGCAGCAGAAUGGGGCGGGGAGUGGCAAGAGUGCCACCUUUCUGUACGGAGCUGAAGUGCAUCGCCGAGCUAAGAGAUCUGUGUCUAACAUCAGGAAUUUUGCUAACAAGAUUACACUGCCGACGACUCUAGGGGGAUGUUUGGCCGGGAACCAGGGAGAACCCGGAAGGGACGGGAGAGACGGUCCUCCCGGUCCGGCUGGGCCGCCCGGGCCUCCUGGGUCGUGCUGCUGUUCAACACCAACAUCGAACCCGCCUGUAACAACAAGCCACAGUCAGUCUCCUAUAACCAGCACUGGUAAGACAACUAUUGAUGUAUAA
Messenger RNA from Branchiostoma floridae (Florida lancelet), 812 nucleotides. RefSeq lists its product as uncharacterized. Bases 234 to 812 code for a protein of 192 amino acids. NCBI's taxonomy places the organism in Eukaryota, Metazoa, Chordata, Leptocardii, Amphioxiformes, Branchiostomatidae. The transcript has 4 exons. The record is from RefSeq and is a predicted model, not a curated record.